AUGGCGCGAGCAUCGAAACCUUUAAUAUUAGCUAUUGCAUCCCAAGACUCUGCAUCGUUUUUUCGGGACCGUAGUCUUGGUUCAGAUUCUCCCAUAUCUGGGAUUGAUUGCCUUGCUCACUUUGUUGAUGCUCUUUCUCACAUUCAUGAUUUAAGCAACCUUAAGAAACAGGAGAUGCAUGAUCAAAGCUUUGGAUCGGAUGGCACUAAGCAAAUAUUUCAAGUAGUUCCAUCAAGGUACCAUGAAGAAGACUGCUGCAUCAAUGUUGCUGUUGAUUGCUUUCAUCAACACCAAGCUGCUGCGCUCUGUCAGUCUACCAAUAACUGUGUCAGCAUGGAUAUGACAAAUGACAUCGUGUGGCUCACCAUAGCACUUGCUUCCAUCACCGUGGUAAUUACCAAGGCUAAAAGGAAAACAGCUAAGCUUGAUCCAAAAUGCAUUAGGAUGCCUCCACCAGCAGUGAAGGGUCUUUCUAUCAUUAGAAUUUUGCAUACACUUCUUACGAAAGGUCUGCAACAAAUGAUCCAUGAUCAAUAUAAAAAGUUGGGGAGUGUGUUCACAGUACGUUUCUUUAGAAUGAAGGCAACGUUCUUGAUUGGGCCAGAGGUCUCUGCUCAUUUUUAUCAAGGCACCGAUUAUGAGAUUAGCAAUGGUGUUGGCCUCGAGUUUACUGUACCCAUGCUUGGCAAAGAGGUUGGCUAUGGCGUGGACAGUGCCACCCGAAAUGAGCAGUUUCGUGUCUUCUAUGAUGUUCUAAAACCAUCAAAGUUGAGGAGCCAUUAUGGUUCCAUACUUCAAGAAGUGGAGGUAAGUUGGGAGAAGAUGCUUGAUGAGUUCUUUACUCUGUUCCAAGAACUCACCGAUAAAUUCUUCCCAGACGUCCCAACUCCAGCAACUCGACGACGUGACAUAGCACGUGCCAAGCUCUCAGAGAUGCUCACUGAAAUUGUGAGAUCACGCAAGGAAUAUAGCCAUGUUGAGAAUGACGUGCUGCAGAACUUUAUUGAUUUCAAAUAUAGUGAUGGUCGGUCUACAACAGAAUCAGAGGUCAUUGGAUUGAUGAUUACUUUGAUCCUUGCAGGAAAACAUACAAGCACCAUCACUAGUAUAUGGACAGGUGCUCACUUGCUUGCUAGUGCAAGGAUCCUGAAAUCUGUCCUCGUGGAGCAAAAGAUAUUAAUCAGUAAGUAUGGGGAUCAUUUAGACUAUAAUGCCUUUCUAGAGAUGGACACCUUGCAUAAUUGCAUCAAAGAGACGCUACGCAUCCAUCCUCCAGUUGCUAUAUUUCGUCGCAAGGUACAUAAGAACUUCAUUGUACAGACAAAGGAUGGUAUUGAAUAUGAGAUCCAUAGCGGGCAUACCUUAGUAAGCCCAGUGAUAUUCAAUAACAAUUUACCUCACAUUUAUAAGGACCCAGAUGUGUAUGACCCAGACCGAUUUGGUCCUGGAAGAGAAGAAGACAGAGUUGGUGGUAAGUUUGCUUACACGUCAUUUAGUGGUGGAAGGCAUGCUUGCAAAGGCGAGUCAUUUGCUUAUUUGCAAAUUAAGGUGAUAUGGAGCUAUUUGCUAAGAAACUUUGAGCUAAAAUUGAAUCUCCUUUUCCUGAUCCUGAUUGGACCAAGCUAG
Miscanthus lutarioriparius is the source of this 1626-nucleotide messenger RNA. The record is from the annotation of a GenBank genome assembly. Lineage: Eukaryota; Viridiplantae; Streptophyta; Magnoliopsida; Poales; Poaceae.